CAUUAAACCAGCAUUGCCAGACGCGAUUUUUCUGUGCUUGAUCGUUUCUUAUCACUGCAGGAACAAUGAAAAUCUGCAUCGUCAUUGCCCUGACCACGGCUGUCAUGCUGAUUGACCUCAUCAUCUACGCUGAUGCCUGUCAGCCAAACUAUUGGGCUGAUGGAUGUAGCGGUGUAUCUGACCUCUGGUUCACAGAUGACUGCAACAAACACGACAUAUGCUACGCUUGUGGUUACCGAUCAGGUGUUUCACGUGAGAGCUGCGAUGACCGUUGGUAUGACAACAUGAUGAACUCGUGCAGCGCGGUGAAUUGGUGGGGGCGAUGGUUCUGUCGGCUCACGGCUUGGAUUUACUACCGAUGGGUUCGGGACUGGGCAGCGAGUUCUUUUAGAGUUCCGUCCCAGGGGUUUUGCGGCGAAGGCUGGGUUCCCGCGUGUGUGUGAUGGUUAUGAGUGUAUUGUGUGAAUGUUAUAUGCUUCAAAACUGUAUACCUACAAAUGAAGUUACCUUGCACGUAAAGAGCUGAAUUUGUUCCAUAACAACCAUGCUAAUUAUCAUUAAUUGUCUGACAAAAAAAAUAUUGUUUUAAUUACCAUUCUGUCAAAUACAUACAUGAUUGUAAGCUUGCAAUGGCUUGUUUUUAUUUAAUGUCUUUGUAUUACCGAUCUUAAUAAACAUAU
Molecule: messenger RNA, 680 nt
Organism: Dreissena polymorpha
Lineage: Eukaryota; Metazoa; Mollusca; Bivalvia; Myida; Dreissenidae
Exons: 3
Coding region: 66-443 (125 amino acids)
Biological process (GO): phospholipid metabolic process; arachidonate secretion
Molecular function (GO): A2-type glycerophospholipase activity
Source: RefSeq, a predicted model, not a curated record